AUGAUGCCAAAGGCCCAGCUGCCUCUGACUCCGGCACCGUCGGCGGAGAUUGCGGCGCUGGACAAGGGCAUCAAUUCUCCCGUUGGCGUCUUCUUUUCCCUGCCUCCGCCCGUCAUCAUGUCGAACCGCACAGGAACAACCACAAACACUUCCUCAUCCUCCUCCUCCUCUUCCUCCUCUUCCUCCAACAAGAACAGCCUGUUCCCUCCUCUCUCGCCCCCGUCUCCCGACAUCAAUGCCGCCGCCCAGUUGUCUUCCACCCGCACCUUGCGUCAGAGAUCCUCGACAAAGAGGCCAGCCGCCGAUUUCACCCUGCCCCCACCACCAACCAGGACCAGGAAGAUCAUCCAGGUCAAACCAAAAGGCCAGGAGCAGCCGAAAGCUUCCGGAGCCGGUGCGCAGGCAAAGGGGAAAGAUGGCCAGAGUGCGUCCGCGGACGGAAGCGGGUCGAAGAGGAAGCAGCCCGGUGCGACGACCGCGGCCGGCCGGAAGAUCGCACGCCGGACGGCACAUAGCCUCAUCGAAAGGAGGAGGAGAUCGAAGAUGAACGAGGAGUUUGCCACCCUGAAGAAUAUGAUCCCGGCCUGCAAGGGCCAGGAGAUGCAUAAACUUGCUAUACUACAGGCAAGCAUAGAAUACGUAAACUACCUCGAACAGUGUAUCGCGGACCUCAAAGCAGCAAACAUUCGCCGAGACUCUACACCCACGUCGCCAACGUGGAAUACCCCCAAAGAACCUGGAACCGGCCUAUCCUCAUACUCUGCCUCUCCGGAGUUCAAUCCGCAUCCCGAACCAUCUGCAUCUUAUUCCCAAACUACGUCUCCCCGAGCAAGCGGAGAUACCCAGUCUCGCUCUUCCCACACUUCCCCAUUCGAAAUCAUCCCCAUGAUCCUCCCCAGUCCCGCCCUCCCACCUUCAAACACCCCCUUCUUCCCGCCCCGUGUCCACCGCGACACCCUCUCUUCCAACACUUCCACCAUAUCGACCGUCUCAACCACCUCCACCACAUCAAGCACCACAUCGCCCAUCAUCCCCCCGCACCAACAACAACAACAUCAGCGCCAACAGAGCCACCAACGCGGCGCCUCCACGCCCUCAAUGUUGCCCCAGGCACAUUCCAGCCGGGACAGCAUGGACGUGGACAUGGACCGCGAAGCUACGACGGCACUGCUGAUGCUGAACAUCGACCGGAGGACCUCGAGCGGGAUAGCCGACACGCCCAGGCCGGCGUUCCCGAGAGGAAACUCUGACGCCGGGGGGAAGAAUGGCAUCAGCGUGCAUGAUCUGUUGAGCCAUUGA
Coccidioides immitis RS is the source of this 1299-nucleotide messenger RNA. RefSeq lists its product as uncharacterized. The transcript is spliced from 2 exons. The coding region runs from base 1 to 1299 and encodes 432 amino acids. The record is from RefSeq and is a predicted model, not a curated record. Gene Ontology annotation, molecular function: protein dimerization activity. Lineage: Eukaryota; Fungi; Ascomycota; Eurotiomycetes; Onygenales; Onygenaceae.